Cantharellus anzutake is the source of this 2032-nucleotide messenger RNA. RefSeq lists its product as uncharacterized. The transcript is spliced from 5 exons. The record is from RefSeq and is a predicted model, not a curated record. Bases 46 to 1701 code for a protein of 551 amino acids. Lineage: Eukaryota; Fungi; Basidiomycota; Agaricomycetes; Cantharellales; Hydnaceae.
CCGGUUCAAUGGCGUGCGGCCACUGCCUGCUGCAGCUGGCUUAAGAUGACGACUCUGGAGCCUGUUCUUGCUUGUAUGCCCUAUACUCUAGCAAUAGAUUGCGCAGCUUCAUGGGCAGAUCAAUCUAUCGCCAGUUUCCCAAUAGCCUCGACCUACCCAUUCUUUGAGUCACUAUCAGAAUGCGCGCCAACGGACUUCGUGUUACGCGUGUAUUAUGAGACACUAUGGCUCCCAGAGGAGAUCCAUUCGAUAUCGAGGCUUGUACCUGCUCUACGACGCGUAGAGACGCGUGGCCCCACGACCUCUGAUGAUGUAACCGCGGAGCACCCCUUGCGUACCAUUCUGUCACCUCUAUUGCUUUCUGCACAAGACAUUGCAACAAAGUACCGCGUAGAAGUUCCCAAACUACUAAAAUCCUCAUGGGAAGAGGAAAUUGGGGUAGAGGAAUCCCUUAUUUGUUUUGCGAUCACACACGCACGACGGCGGGAAGGGGAAGACGAAGGUGCAUGGGUAAAACGAUGGCUCCAUCGUAUCGAACGGCGCGAAACUCUAAUCCAGGUCUUGUUGCACUUCUUGGUCCUCUCUUUACCAUCACCUCCGCCAUCUGCAGCUGAACGUAAGAGGAAAAGAAAACACAAGAGGAAUCUCACGAAAGGACACAGAUCUGACGCCCCUAUGGAGGAUGUUCUUGAUAUCCUCACUGAUCGCCUGAGCAUUUGGCGCGAAACAGAAUUUGUCACAACUCCCAGGCAACCAAUUGGGGACAGCUUUCAAGGUGACAUCAAAGAUAUGGGCCAAGACUGGCUCCAAGAGUUUUGCGAAGGUAUUGUUCGGCCCGAGUUUUCGGGAGUAUUAUCAUCUCUUUAUGAAUCUUUCCGGCGGAAGUGUUUCCCGACGGAAGAUGUGCCCCGAUCACUCUCCCGUUCUCCCUCGCCAGCCCUCUCUUCGUCAUCAUAUGCCAAUGCUUUGCAGGACGGGUUGCAAGUUGAAGUCGAGGAUGCGCGUGUUGGAAAAGAGGCAGCAUGCCCAAGGAGCCGCAGUCGUAGCCAUUCUGUGAUUGCGGAAUCGGUGAUUGACGUGAAACCACGCAAUCUCGUUAUCCAUCGACCAGACACAAGUAAACAGAUAAAAAAGGAAGUAUCCAUGCGUCGAAGUGCAUCCGUGCAGCUGCAGCCCCACGUUCAUCGAGAGGGGGUAAUGCUGAACAACCUUCAUCACACCGCAAAAGAUGCACGACAAUAUCGCCAGUCAUCGGACAGGGCAUCAUCUCACUCCUUGAUUGGGAACCACAAAGGGAAUGUCUCCCGUGAGGGCUCCGGUCCUGAAUAUGUACACACUGAUAACGCAGUCGCCGGCAAUCGCCCUCUUGGCAACCAUCCUACCCGUGUAGUCCUUGUACCACAAACCCCUGUUAGUGGGCGUCGUUCGCGCGACACACAAUCUUUGCCCUCCAAUCCUGUUCAAGCACGAGAACUAGUGUCGGGCUCAUCAUAUGUAUUCCAGAGCGUUCGGGGUAUGUCAAGGGCGCCUUCUCUGGGAGCGAGCGGUCAGCUUGACGUUUCGUCCGACCCAUUGCUCGCCCUAGACUCGCCAGACCUUCUCGAUUGCUUCCGCUCGCGGACCCCACCUCUCAGCAUGCAUGAGGAAGACAUGAGGCGGGAGCGUGUUCCAAUACUCGAGAAUCCAGUCGGUGAGCAAUGAUAACAUUUAACCGACGUAAGAGGAAUGAUCCCCCACAAAGAGAGUUGUAUUUGUUAUAUCAGGCCCUGCCAGAAGGGUGAAGCCGACCAAAGACGGGAACAUUCUAAAUCAUAUGAUUAUCGCCCCGGUCCAACAAGCCCAAACUGCGAGACGGCCAGAACUCCAGUGCAUCAACCGUGAGUGCCUCCGCCCUGCACAUUGGGAUCGGAUCGCUAGAUCUUGAGCUUAGUUGGGCCAAAAGAUCACUCCAUGUUACAUAUGAUGUACAUCCUGGCGCGGACUUCACGAAACUAGUUGACAAUGAAUCAAAAUCUUGAGGUGUUUAUGCGUU